Molecule: messenger RNA, 4468 nt
Organism: Bombus pyrosoma
Lineage: Eukaryota; Metazoa; Arthropoda; Insecta; Hymenoptera; Apidae
Product: inosine-5'-monophosphate dehydrogenase 1b-like
Exons: 2
Coding region: 925-2502 (525 amino acids)
Biological process (GO): GTP biosynthetic process
Cellular component (GO): cytoplasm
Molecular function (GO): IMP dehydrogenase activity
Source: RefSeq, a predicted model, not a curated record
CAGGUAUAAAUAACGGUAUUGACCCUGUGAUGAAAUAUUCUUCUGUAGAUUUCAUUGAAACAAUAAAUCUAAUAUCUGUUCGGUUCGGUCAGCCGACCAUGAAGCGGACCACGCGGUCCAUCUACCUUACACAAGAUUUAGCUAUUUUAUAGAGAAAACUUCAAAAAAUAUGACAGUAACCUUUCGGAAUUUUUAAAAACACAACCUUGAAGUGGAAUUUGCAAAAUAAAAAUUUGCUCAUAAUUUUUCAACACAAUAAACAUUUAUUCAGAAAAAGCUAUUUUUUCCGAUUUAAACGAAACGAAGUUUACCCAAUAGGAUAAAUAGUUUCCGAGAUAUAAAUUAGAACGUACAAUACAUUUUCCUAAAAAUGAACAAAAAUCACAAAAUCCAAAGGCUUAUAUUUCCCAAACAGUUUCGAAAGGAGUAAAAUGAUGACUUAAACCCCCCCUAAUUUCAUGUGAACAACAUCAUAUCCCAUUUUGUAUAAAAUUGCAGGCAUCAAGGGAAGAAGUGAUCGAUUUAAAGUAGACACCGUUAUUAUCCUUUCAUUUAUCUACAAUACGAGUAACACGUCACUAGUUACUAACUGUACUACUUUCCCCCACUACCUUCCGACCUUUCCCUUUAUUCCCUCCAUCUGGUAACAACACGCUGGCCGUUAACUGUAACGCCGUAAGCUACAGCUGCUACAAGCUAUAAAUGCACUGUGCGCACGUUGACUUCAGUCAUUUUGCCAGGAGAUCUCUGGUUCAACGCACGCGGGACCGGGAAAGACGCGCGAUUUUUAACGUCAGUGCUACAAAAGCGUGAUAUAUCAUCUCGUCAUAUGAUAGUUGUAAUAUUAAUUAAAGUACAAAUAAUCUUCUACGACAAGAAAGGACACGAAUUCACACAAAUAAUCGUCGAUUAAGAAAAAAAACAAUGGCAGACUCUAUGAUUGGUAAUUGUGACACAAAACCGGCAGAUGUAUCCUUACCAGAUGAUGGACUUUCAGCAGCACAAUUAUUCGCUAUCGGUGAUGGCCUCACCUAUAAUGAUUUUAUUCUUUUACCCGGUUAUAUCGAUUUUACUGCCAAUGAGGUUGAUUUACUAUCGCCAUUGACAAAAAAGAUUAUGAUUAAAGCACCUCUAGUAUCAUCUCCCAUGGACACAGUUACAGAAUCCGACAUGGCUAUUGCCAUGGCCCUAUGUGGAGGAAUUGGCAUAAUACAUCAUAAUUGCACGCCUGAAUAUCAAGCCAAUGAAGUACAUAAGGUCAAGAAAUAUAAACAUGGUUUCAUUAGGGAUCCAGUAGUUUUAUCACCCAAUCACACAGUCAAAGAUGUCCUAAAUGUGAAAGCUAAACAUGGCUUUUCUGGUGUUCCUAUUACAAAUACAGGAAAAGUUGGAGGUAAACUAUUGGGCAUUGUAACAUCUAGAGAUAUUGAUUUUUUGGAAAAUACAAUAGAUCAACAAUGCAUAAAAUUGGAACCAAUAAUGACAAAAUUAGAGAAUCUGAUCACUGCAACUGCUGGUGUAACAUUACAAGAGGCGAAUGUAAUUCUUGAGAAGUCUAGAAAAGGAAAACUCCCAAUUGUCAAUGAGGAAGGGGAAUUAGUAUCUUUAAUGGCAAGAACUGACUUGAAAAAAAAUCGUAGCUAUCCAAAUGCUAGUAAAGAUGAGAAUAAACAAUUGUUGGUUGGUGCUGCUAUUGGCACACGCAAUGCUGAUAAACAAAGACUGCAACAUCUUACUACAGCUGGUGUUGAUGUCAUUGUUUUGGAUUCUUCUCAAGGCAAUUCUAAAUAUCAAAUUGAUAUGAUUAAAUACAUUAAAUCAGAAUAUCCAGAAUUGCAGGUAAUUGCAGGGAAUGUUGUAACAACUUUGCAAGCUAAAAAUCUUAUAGAAGCUGGAGCUGAUGCUUUAAGAGUAGGGAUGGGUUGUGGAUCUAUUUGUAUUACUCAAGAAGUUAUGGCUGUGGGAAGACCUCAAGCAACUGCUGUAUAUAAAGUUGCAGAAUAUGCAAGGAAAUUUGGUGUACCUAUUAUAGCUGAUGGUGGUAUUCAAUCUAUUGGGCACAUUAUUAAAAGCUUAAGUUUGGGUGCUAGCACAGUUAUGAUGGGAUCUUUAUUAGCUGGUACCUCAGAAGCACCUGGUGAAUAUUUUUUUAGUGAUGGUGUACGUCUAAAGAAAUAUAGAGGUAUGGGCUCCUUAGAAGCUAUGAAUGGAAAAGAUGCACAUGGUUCAGUAAUGGAUAGGUACUUUUAUAAUGAGGUGGACAAGUUGAAAAUAGCUCAAGGUGUUAGUGGCUCAAUAGUUGACAGAGGAACUGUUUUAAAGUUUUUACCCUAUCUGAUAUGUGGCAUUAAACAUGGAUGCCAAGAUAUCGGAGCAAAGUCUAUAUCUACCUUAAGAUCUAUGAUGUAUAGUGGAGAAUUAAAAUUCGAAAGAAGAACACAUUCUGCUCAACAAGAAGGGAAUGUUCAUAGUCUCUUCUCAUAUGAAAAGAGACUUUUUUAAGUAGAUAAAUAUUAAAUGAGCACCUUACAAAAAGAGGAGUACCUGCAUUUAAUUGGAUAUAACUUGUCAAUUUUAACAAAUUAUGUCCUGAAUUAUAUGAACUCAUAUAUUUGCUUACACCUAAACAUAUAACUAUGCAAACAUAUAGGAAACAGAUUGUUUUUUAUUGAUAGACAAGUGAAAUUUAUUUCACUAUCAUUUUAUAUAUAAUGAAAAUAAUUUAAGAACCUUUUUUUAUAAUGUACUUAUGAGAUACAAAUAUGUAUCUAAUACAUAUACAUGUGUAAGAAAAAUUGAAUGAUACAAGGGAAGGAGAAAGUUACUGAUAAUUAAUUUUUUUACAAUCCUAUAAAUGUAGUAAUUUACAUGAUAAAUUUUCUCACAUUUCUGUGAUAACUCAAUUUAUUACUAUGUGUAUGUACAUGCGUGCCAUCCUUUAAUUAGAUUAAUCUGUUUUAUUUACAUUACAGAUAUGACCGAAUUAUUAAACAAGUUAUAACUAUACAUUGUUGUAAUAUUCUUUUCUUGCUGCAUUCUUUGUUUGCUACAUCCUGUGCACCUGAUUUAAAUAACUAAAAUGUGCACUUUUUGGGAUUCUUAUGAAAUCACAUUAAUAUUUUAAUAAAAAAAAUUAAGAAAGUAUUUGAAAAGUACACAUAAUAUCCUUAAAAAUCUACAAUGCAGCAAGAAAAAGAUUCAAGAUCUAAAUGCCAAACUAUGGGGAUGCUAUUUGAAAGUAAUUUAAUCAGCUUAAUUGUUUAUUAGCUGAUUAUUCAUUUCUAUUGUAACGUAAUAGAAAAGAAUCCAUUACAUUACAGUGUUAUACUUUAUCAGGUAUUUUGAUAUAAUUUAUCAAAAUAUAUUUUUUAUGACUCUGAUUUAAUAUAAGCUAUCUCUUAAGGGGAAAGACCUAAAUCCAAGUACUUAAGUUAAUUGUAAGACAAUUUUAUAAUUCAAAAUAUACGAAUUAAAAACAUACAAUAUAAACUAUUUUAUUAUUAUUAGCCGCAAAUUUUACACAGGUUGUUAUAACAAAAUUGUAUAUUUGAAAUAAAGCCCUAACUAAUGUUAAAUAUAUCUCGUGUAAAUUAUUAUCAUAUAAUCCAUAUAAGUAUUUCUAUCGAAUAAAAUAGAUCAUUAAAUACGUAUUGCACUCUUUUUGUACACAAUUCAAAAUUUAUUCUGCGAAUGAAACAAAAAUAAAAACUCGAAAAAGUGUGAAAUUUGAAACAAUGGUUUUAUGUAACGUAAAAUGUUUUGCAUAGAAUUUCGAAUUACAUACUUAGAUGUAUCAUUAUUAUCAUUAGAAACACAAGAAAAUGUAGAUAUUAAAUUUUUUUAAAAAUUACUUUCGAGAUUGCGAUAAAUAUAUUUUUUUGUAUUAUUUUAUAGAUAAUUGUUACUGCGGAAAAGGAAUCGGAUCAAAAGAUAGAGGAAUUUAAAUUUAGUACUAUAAUUCAAUCAUUAAUUGACAAUUUGAAGUAUCCCGACAUAUGUACUUGAUAAUUUGAAUACGUAGUUCGACAAAUGUCUGACUGGCGCGUUGCCGAAUCGAAUACCCUUAUAGAACUCUUCACUUUCUAUCCCAUUUACAAUUGUAUGUCGACAGCCCGCCCCGUACUAUGUAAUUUCAUAUCACUAUAAAUAUUGUAACCUGUAACAGAUUUUUCUGUGGUUGUAAUUUUAUUUUAUGUUCAAUACCGAUUUACAUUGCAAGUGACACAAAGUGCUCAUCUACAUGAAAUACGCGAUAAAAAUUUUCAUUGAAUGAUAGAUCUGUAUUAUAUAUGGUUUGUGACAUAACCUAACGAUCAUUUACGUCAUUUCGACUGUUGUAUUAGAGUAAUAAGAAUAAGUAUAUAAAGAGUGUUGCUCUCUUGCGGUCGAUAAUAAGAGGAGCUUGUAAAAUUAAUAAUUUUGUUCGAAAAAUAGUUAUCGAAGUCAAGAUAAUGGCUUUUUUAUAUAA